This is a messenger RNA of Drepanopeziza brunnea f. sp. 'multigermtubi' MB_m1, 678 nucleotides long. The record is from RefSeq and is a predicted model, not a curated record. Lineage: Eukaryota; Fungi; Ascomycota; Leotiomycetes; Helotiales; Drepanopezizaceae.
AUGCUACGGUCAAAGUCUAUCUUCACGAUCUUGCUAACCUUGAGCUUUUUAUCUGAAAAGGCUAAAGCUCAAGGAUUUUGGUGGUGGCGCCAACCAACAGAACAGAUAAUCAUCGGCUAUGCACAACUUCCCGAAGAGCAGGCUAAGCGCAUCAAUCAAAGCAACAAGCUCUAUGUAGACGAAUCCCCAUACCUUAAUCGAUUAGGACUUGGCUUUUAUCUAAUAAACGACCCUAGGGUCUGGCUAGGUAAAGAAGGGGGUUGGUAUUGUGCUAUCAAAGCGAAUGAGAGUAAGAUGAGAAAUAUUGAAAAAGUCUAUAUCCCGAAAUCUUAUGAACAAAAGAUUUGGAAUCGUGUUGAGCAAGUAAAUUUAUGGGGCGGAACCGAAGAAGUCAUUGUGGAUUACAUUGAAUUCGAGUCAAAGCCAAAAAUAUUACAGCCCGAAAAAGCGCUGCGCUUCUCCCUCAAUUGGCAGAUGCAAAUGCUUAUUCCAACGAAAGUGGUAGAUAACGGUGAUUUGGAUUUAUGGGGUAAAUGCUUUCGAUCUGAGAAUGAGCUGAAGCAAUUUUCGUAUAAUAUUAUUGAUUGGGAAUCUUGGAAUAUUAAAGGAGAUCGUGGAAAACCGGUCUAUGAUCCUGUUUUUAGGUUCGGAAAAGGGGGGGAGGUCACUUGGUGGUAG